Prorocentrum cordatum is the source of this 950-nucleotide messenger RNA. NCBI's taxonomy places the organism in Eukaryota, Dinophyceae, Prorocentrales, Prorocentraceae. The record is from the annotation of a GenBank genome assembly.
AGUGGCCCGAGUCUUCCCGGACGCGCGCUCCGGGAGCGCCCCGCCAAGGCACCGAGGCAAGCCAUCGAGCGAUGGCGGACGGCACCGCCCUGUACGUGAUGGGCUUCCCAGUGGGCAUCUCCGAGAGUACGGUGCAGGAGAUAUUCUCCUCCUACGGCCCCGUGAAGUCGCUGAGGAUGCUCCCGACGCCCGAAGGCAAGACCGACGUCGCCGCCAUCGUCACAAUGGAGAACUCCGAGCAGGCAAAAUGGCUGAUCGAAAACGUCAGCGGCAAGGUGCCCCAGGGCCUCGCGGAGCCCAUCACGAUCAAGAAGAAGCGGGAGGCCCAGGACUGGAGCAAGGGCAUGGGCAAGGGGUGGGGUGGCAUGCCCGCUUGGGCGAUGAUGUGGAACUUCGGCAAGGGCGGCUACGGCGGCUACGGAGGCAAGGGCGGCUGGGGCAAGGGCGGCGGCGGCGGGCUGGCGAGCUUCCCGGCGGAGAGGAAGGUCUGGAUCGGCGACCUGCCCGAGGGCGUGACGUACCAGGAGCUCCAGGCGCACUUCCCAGGCUCCAAGUUCGCCACCGUCAUGAAGGGCAAGAGCGCUGGUACGGGCGGAGUCGCCUUCGCCACGGCGGAAGAGGCCACGGAGGCGAUCAAGACCCUGAACGGAUCGACCCUGGCAGGUGCGACGAUUGUCGUGGACAUCUGGACGAAGAAGGAAGCCACUCCGGCCGAGCCGCCCGCGGCGCCGGCGCCCGCGGACGCGGAGGCGAGCUGAGGAGCCGCGCGCUGCUCGGCCUGCCUCCCUCUGGCCUCCCUCCUCCUCAUGCCUCCUCCUUUUUUCUUUCUCGCUCCUUGUCUAUCCUCGCUCCGCCCUGCUCCUCUUCGCCUCUAGCUUCUCCAGUGCCAACCUAGACAUGUGAUUUGACUGUUAAGUGAAGCAUCCCGUCUGCAGCGAUCGUUGUCAACA